Molecule: messenger RNA, 2164 nt
Organism: Cylicocyclus nassatus
Lineage: Eukaryota; Metazoa; Nematoda; Chromadorea; Rhabditida; Strongylidae
Source: the annotation of a GenBank genome assembly
GUUUCAGAAAAUGGCUACUGCAGGAGCAGCUGAUCUCGCACGUGUCUAUAAACGUGAACCGGCACAAAGGGUGUUCGUCAAUCGAUCUCUACGAAUGGAGAAAAUAAAUUUCUUCGGUUUUGACAUGGACUACACACUUAUUCAGUAUAAAUCGCCGGAUACUGAAAUCCUAGCAUUUGAUAUGUCUGUACAGCGACUUAUAGAUAUAGGAUAUCCAGAAGAAAUUCGUAAAUUCAAAUACGAUCCUAUUUUCCCAGUUCGAGGAUUGUGGUUCGACUACACAUAUGGGAACAUCUUAAAAGUAGAUGGAUUUGGCAACAUCCUUGUGGGCAUGCAUGGUUUCAAAUUUCUUAAAACAUCCGAAAUUGAGGAGAUGUAUCCGAACAAAUAUCUUCCGCUAACCGAAUCACGAGUGUUUGUGUUGAAUACGUUGUUCAAUCUUCCUGAAACACAUUUGCUUGCCUACCUCAUCGACUUUUUUGACUCUCAUCCAGACUACACACCGCUUGAGGAUAAGACUGGUGUGCGGGGUGGGGAUGUGCUGAUGUCGUACAAAUCCAUAUUUCUUGACUGUCGCACUGCUGUCGACUAUGUUCACUUAGAGAGUAACAUGAAGGACAUUAUUAUGCAAAAUAUGGAGAAAUAUGUGGUCCAAGAUGACCGAGCUACUGUUUUGCUCAAACAAUUACGCGAGAAUGGACGUCAGACAUUUUUACUAACCAAUAGUGACUAUAGAUAUACGGAUAAAAUGAUGUCUUUCAUCCUUGGUCGCGACUGGCGAUCAUAUUUCAAUAUUUGUGUAGUAGAUGCCAAAAAACCCAAAUGGUUUGCUGAGGGUACCGUAUUCCGUGAGGUGGAUACCAAAACUGGAGCGCUUAAAAUAGGGGUUCAUACGGGUCCACUAAAGGAAGGGGUUGUCUACUCAGGAGGUUCGAGUGAUGCAUUCCACAAAAUCGUAAAAGCUCGAGGGAAAGAUGUAUUAUACAUUGGUGACCACAUCUUUGGUGACGUCUUGAGGUCAAAGAAAUCUCGUGGCUGGAGAACGUUCCUUGUUGUUCCCGAACUCGAUCAUGAACUUACAGUGUGGACAGAUCGUCGGCCACUGUUUGAGCAGCUGAAUCAACUUGACAAUACCCUUGCCGAUAUUUACAAACAUUUAGACGCAACAUCAAGGAACAAACCACAAAUUCACACUGUCCUUCAACAAGUCAAGAAUCUUGCUCAUGAAAUGGACCAAGAAUACGGAGUGUUAGGAUCACUAUUUCGUGCUGGAUCUAGGACAACAUUCUUUGCCUCCCAAGUGGAGAGGUAUGCUGAUCUCUACGCAUCAUCCUGCUACAAUCUCGUCCAUUAUCCGUCAUUCUACUUUUUCCGCGCUGCGAUGCAACUAAUGCCUCAUGAAAGCACCGUCGAUCAUGCUUCUGUAUUGAAGAGCUCCAAGGCGGACAUGCUGAAACGACAAGAAAGCGUUGGACAGCAAGUCCGUGGAUGGACCAAGAAAACAGCAAAUGAAAACGAGUUUUGUCACGAAGAGGAAGAGGACGAACAGUCAAUCAGCGACGGCGAACCCGGUGCUCGCCUUCGCUCGAAAUCUCUCAGCGACGAUACGGCUGAAGAUGAAGUCGCGGAUACGGACGUGGUUGGAGUACCGCCAGCGUUUGUUGAUGAGACAAAAUAAGCAACUUUCAGAGAAAUUCUUAUGAAUAAUAACAAAGCGACACUGCUUACGCCUUAUUCCCAUUAAUUUCUACUGGUUUACUUGUUCUCACUUUCAUUAAUGCGGUAACUAUUGCUGUUAUAUGACGGAGACAUUUUUAUAGUCUGAGUACAUGACGUGAUGCUUGUGAUUUCACUUAAUUUGACAUUUUCUAGGUGAAUUAGGUCUUGAUAAGUUUGGCGUCCAGCCAAUCUAGGUCAUCACGAAAGAACUCGUAAAGAUCUUUGGCGUCGAAUAUCGACUGCAGUUGCCUCUUUGCUAAUGCUUUACAUAUUUUUUGUUAUUGUUUACUUUGCUUAGGCACUUCAAGCAUUUAUAGCAUUACGCUAGUGAACAUUUGUCUGUUGCAUUCAUCCUUUUCAUGCAUUCAUCUGAUACCAUUCCAUCUCUGUAAUAUGUUCUAAUAAAUUCUCAUCUAAUUAUUCGACAUAGUCUGAUAAAUGUUGC